Nerophis ophidion (straightnose pipefish) is the source of this 2099-nucleotide messenger RNA. RefSeq names its product CDC45 cell division cycle 45 homolog (S. cerevisiae) (gene cdc45). Bases 183 to 1895 code for a protein of 570 amino acids. Lineage: Eukaryota; Metazoa; Chordata; Actinopteri; Syngnathiformes; Syngnathidae. Gene Ontology annotation, biological process: DNA replication initiation; double-strand break repair via break-induced replication; mitotic DNA replication preinitiation complex assembly. The record is from RefSeq and is a predicted model, not a curated record. Gene Ontology annotation, molecular function: single-stranded DNA binding; DNA replication origin binding; chromatin binding. The transcript is spliced from 18 exons. Gene Ontology annotation, cellular component: DNA replication preinitiation complex.
UGUGACGCCUGCAUUUGGCGCCAUAGUUCCAAGAGGGAAGCAGCUGUCCGCCGCACAACUCUUGACACAAAACACAGUAAAAAAGCCGUUCUUCAAUGCGAUUUUGGGGAUAUACUCGAGGUUUUUCCACGUCUUCGAAGAUUUGAACUGUGUUCUCAAACCCCUGUUUUUUGCUAUCUACGAUGUUUGUCACGGACAUACGGAAGGAAUUUUAUGAAGUGGUGGCCAACCAGAGAGUGGCGCUCCUGGUGGCGUCAGAUAUCGACGCUCUGUGCGCCUGUAAAGUACUUCAGGCCUUGUUCCACUGCGACCAGGUUCCAUAUACCCUUGUGCCGGUGGCAGGAUGGCAGGAUCUUGGCACUUCCUUCCUCGAACACAAAGAGCAAUUCAAGUACUUUGUUCUCAUCAACUGCGGUGCCAACGUAGACCUUCUUGAGAUGCUGCAGCCGGACGAUGACUCUAUCUUCUUCAUUUGUGACACUCAUCGGCCAGUGGAUGUUGUUAAUGUUUACAAUGAUUCUCAGAUAAAACUUCUGAUAAAACAGGAUGAUGACUUGGGCGUGCCUUCCUAUGACGAAAUCUUUCGUGAUGAUGAUGAGGAGGAGGAAGGCGAAGACUCCGGGAAUGAAAGUGACGAAGGGUCCGAGCCAUCUGGCAAGCGGAGGAGAUUUGAUGAGGGGGCUGUUGAGAGAAGAAUAGAGAGGCAACGGGAGAAGAGGGAGUGGGAAGCACGCAGGAGAGAAAUCUUGUUUGAUUACGAGCAAUUUGAAUACCACGGGACUUCUGCAGCAAUUAUGUUUUUUGAGCUGGCCUGGAUGUUGACUAAAGACACUAAAGACAUGCUCUGGUGGGCUGUCAUCGGACUUACAGAUCAGUGGAUUCACGAUAAAAUCACACAUAUGAAGUAUGUAACCGACAUCGCCACAAUGCAGCGACAUGUUUCCCGGCAUAACCACCGUAACGAGGAUGAGGAGAACUCCCUUUCCAUUGACUGCAUGAGGAUCUCCUUUGAGUACGACCUGCGUCUCACCCUCUACCAGCACUGGUCUCUGUACGAUAGCAUCUGCAAUUCAUGUUACACCUCCUGCCACUUCAAACUUUGGACGUUGAACGGCCAGAAGAAGCUGCAGGAGUUCUUGGCUGACAUGGGUUUGCCUCUGAAGCAAGUGCGGCAAAAAUUCAUCUCCAUGGACUUGUCCAUCAAAGAGAACCUGCGGGACGUCAUUGAAGAGUCUUCUAAUAAAUAUGGCAUGAAAGAUAUCCGUAUCCAAACAUUUGGUGUCCACUUUGGUUUCAAAAACCGUUUCCUGGCCAGCGAUAUGGUGCACUCUACCACCGCGCUACUGGAGAGCACGGAAAAGGAUGAGAGUGACACAGAUAACUUCAUCAAGGCACUGGAUUCUCUUUCAAGGAGUAACCUGGAACGUCUGCACUCAGGCAUGGACCUGGCUAAGAAGAAGCUGAUGGCCAUACAACAAACUGUUGCUAGCUGCAUUUGCACCAACCUCAUUUUGUCUCAGGGACCGUUCCUCUACUGCUAUCUCAUGGAGGGCACCCCGGAUGUAAAGCUUUUUUCAAAGCCCAUGGCCUUGACUUUGCUCUCCAAGUACCUCCUUAAAGCAUUUGUCCAUUCAACAAGGAAUAAGCGAUGCAAACUGCUUCCUCUCAUCAUGGCUGCUCCUAAAGAUGUUGAGAAAGGGACCAUCCUCAUCGUGGGAAUCCCACCUGAGACCGAGACCUCCGAUAAGAAAAAUUUCUUUGGCAGAGCAUUUGAGAAAGCUGCAGAGAACACCAGUUCCAGAAGUCUCCAUGACCACUUUGACACAUCCAUCAUUGAACUGAAGACAGAAGACCGCAGCAAGUUCUUGGACGCACUCAUCACCCUCCUGUCCUGAAACUUUCAUUUAUGUGAGUGUGACUGAAAUAUUUUAACAAGUCUGAAUGCUGUUUGUCCGGUGUGAAGUGAGUAGCGCUAAUCUGAGUAUUUUUUUUUUUUUUAGUUUUUUCCUGUUUUUUUAUCUGUGUAUAUUGUACAGUGAGUUUCUAAUUGUGUGGAUGAUUUUAUUGGUUCUCUUAAAUACAGGACAUUUGCCAUUUUA